Molecule: messenger RNA, 4107 nt
Organism: Vespula vulgaris
Lineage: Eukaryota; Metazoa; Arthropoda; Insecta; Hymenoptera; Vespidae
Exons: 4
Coding region: 1-4107 (1368 amino acids)
Source: RefSeq, a predicted model, not a curated record
AUGAUUUAUAUAAAAAGAAGUUCCGAAGAAGGGAUAGAUAUAAGAAAGAAUAAAAAAACUCAAGUUAUAACCUCCAAUUACGAUGUUUCUGUGAAAUCAAUUUCAAGGACAGAAACAUUAUUGAAUGAUCCGACUCGAUCAAUGAAAGUUACUUUUUUAAAUGUAAAUUAUACGGAUAAUAUACCGUUUAAUUUAUCGAAGAGCAUGGAAGUUUAUCUCAUACAAAUUAAGUUUCAAGUUAUCGAUUAUGAUCUUUUAAGGAUAAAUGAAUUCAUUGUAUAUUACGGAUUUUAUGCAACUGAUAAUUUUUACGUCAGUCAAAAUGGUAGAAAUUUAAAAUCAGUGAUAAUGCCACGUCACGUUAAAGAUCAAUUAGGGAAUUUUCAAGUUUACAAAGCGUUCAAAAUGAAUCGUAAUGAAGAUCCAAAAAGGAAGAGUAAAUUUUCAGAAAAAUCAUAUUUAAGAAAAAGAAGUGCUUAUUAUUCGUCUCAUACGUCACAAUUUGACGAUCAAAGUUCGUUAUUGUUAAGGAAUAUAAGAAAUAUUAAAGAGCAAUAUUUUACUACAGAUAGAAAUGCCGAUAUCUAUAAUAUAAAAAAUGUAAAAUCAUCGAAUUCGCGUAAACUUCUUGAAAGAGAAUUAAAAAUGCAGAACGAAGAGAAACGAAAUAAGAACGUAAAAAGAAUGUACAACAAUUCGAAAAGACAGAAAAAAGUGACGGAAAAUAGCACGACGGAUUACGAUUAUUACAUAGAUGAAAGUCUAGAAAGUGAUGAUAAAGAUGAGUAUGAAAAUGAUUAUGAGAAACCCGAAAUAAGUUCUCAUUGGUACGAUUAUGAGGAAAAACUUACCACGGAAUCAACGACAAUCGGUUUAGAAUUAAGUACUUUGUCUGACGCUGAUUAUUUUAUCUCACAAUUAUCAAGUACCUUAACUAGUACAUUACCAACUGAAGUGACGGAGACAAGCACAGCUGAUUAUGAUUAUUUCAUAGAUGAUACUUUAGAGAGUGAUGAUAAAGAUUAUUCUGAGUAUGAUUAUGAGGAACCCGAAAUAAGUACUUAUUGGUAUGAUUAUGAGGAAGAAUUUACUACAACACCAACGACAAUCGAUUUAGAACAAUUACAAAUCGAAGAAACUUAUACUUCAACGAGUGAAGAAAUUGUUGUUACUCCUUCUGUUACAUUAUUAUCAAUAAUUGAAACUACGCGGACUACAGAAUUAAGAGAGACAACUUUGAGCUUUGUAAUCACAGAAACAUCAACAUUUGUAACUACAGUAUCUAUUACUGAAUUAACAACAACAGAAAUUACGGAAACGUUAUUACCUGCAGUGACUACAAAAUUUACGAUUUAUACUACUAUUUCACCUAGUACAGAAAGCACAACAGAAUUAACAACUAUAACAAUGGAGUACACAAGUACUUUGGUAUCUACUACAGAAGUUACAAUUACAGAGACAUUACCAUUUUUAACUAUCGAAGAAACGACAACGUGGAUAGAAAAUAUAACAGAACCAUCAUUAUUUGAGGAAAGCGAAAUAAUUACAACAAUCACUUUUACAUCGACUGAAUUAAUUACAACUCCUUAUACUACGUUUACCUAUACUCCUGAAAUUACAACGACGGGAAUAAUUACAAAUGUAACGACAGAAGAAUUCCCAACAAGUACAGAAACAUUGCCAACUUCAACGAAAACUACAUAUACUUAUACAGUUUCAUCUUUAGAAACAUCAACUGCUAUAACAGAAAGUGAAACUUACUUUUUCGUAACAACAACGGCAACAUUCGUUACUUACGAUAUUGGUAGGACAAUUCCUGAAAUAUUCGAAACAACCACUCCGUUACCUUUUAUAGUACCAACCGAAAUUACCACAUUAACCGAAGAAAUCUCGGAACCGACAAGUACAACACCGUUAUCAAUUUUAUCAAUCCCUGAAGAAAGUACAUUUCCAGUUUCCGAAACUACAUUUAUUUCUUCGGCAGAAACUACAUAUUUUUAUACAGUUUCAUCUUUAGAAACAUCAACUGCUAUAACAGAAAGUGAAACUUACUUUUUCGUAACAACAACGGCAACAUUCGUUACUUACGAUAUUGAUAGGACAGUUCCUGAAAUAUUCGAAACAACCACUCCAUUACCUUUUACAGUGUCAAUCGAAAUUACUACAUUAACGGAAGAAAUCUUGGAACCGACAAGUACAACACCGUUAUCAAUUUUAUCAAUCCCCGAAGAAAGUACAUCUCCAGUUUCCGAAACUACCUUUAUUUCUUCGACGGAAACCACAUAUAUUUAUGUAGUUUCAUCUGUAGAAACAUCAACAGCUGUAACAGAAAGUGAAACUUAUUUUUUCGUAACAACAACGGUAACAUUCGUUACUUAUGAUAUUGAUAGGACAGUUCCUGAAAUAUUCGAAACAACCACUCCAUUACCUUUUACAGUGUCAAUCGAAAUUACCACAUUAACAGAAGAAAUCUUGGAACCGACAAGUACAACACCUUUAUCAAUUUUAUCAAUCCCCGAAGAAAGUACAUCUCCAGUUUCCGAAACUACAUUUAUUUCUUCGACGGAAACUACAUAUAUUUAUACAGUUUCAUCUUUAAAAACAUCAACUGCCAUAACAGAAAGUGAAACUUAUUUUUUCGUAACAACAACGGCAACAUUCGUUACUUACUAUAUUCAUAGAACAAUUCCUGAGAUAUUAGAAACAACUACUCCAUUACCUUUUAUAGUGCCAAUCGAAAUUACCACAUUAACAGAAGAAAUCCUGGAACCGACAAGUACAACACCUUUAUCAAUUUUAUCAAUCCCCGAAGAAAGUACAUCUCCAGUUUCCGAAACUACAUUUAUUUCUUCGACGGAAACUACAUAUAUUUAUACAGUUUCAUCUUUAGAAACAUCAACUGCUAUAACAGAAAGUGAAACUUAUUUUUUCGUAACAACAUCGGAAACGCUUGAUACUUACUAUACUGAUGAAUUGCUAGAUCUCGAGAUUACAAUUAUUCCUUCGACAGAAAUUACAUUUACUACGUUGGAGGAGGAAAUCUCUACGUUGAUAACAACACCUGUAAUUGAUGUAACUCAACAUGAAAAGACUUCGUUUAUACCUUUCUCUGAAGCCUAUACGUCAAUACCCAUAUCAUUUUUACGAACUGAUACGACAAUUCAUGAAAAACUGAAAGCGGAAACAGAUAGUUCAGAAUAUGAAGAAUUCUAUGAUGAAGAAUAUGGUAAAGAUUAUAAAGAAUCAUAUGAGGAAGAUGAAUAUGAAGAUGAGGAGAAAGCUAGCUCAAUCUGGUAUGAAUACGAAGAAGAAAAAGAAACGACGAUGUUCGAUCGAAAAACUACGAAAUUUAAAACUACCAAGAUUAUCGAGAAGGAAACAAGCAAAAUCACUGAGAAUAAAACUGUCCCGAUAGUUUCAUUGACUACGAAACCUAUCUUAACGGAAAUGGAAACAAUAUCGACAAGAGAAGAAUAUGAAACAUCAACGACAAUUUCUGAAACAAUCAAAGAUUUCGAAAGAACAUUGACGACAAAAUCAUUAACACCUUCGGUUCCUACCAUCGAAGAGUUUACUCUAACUUCAGAUAAAGUAUUAACUUACACGACAGAACACUUAGAAUGGUGGGCUGAGAAAAGUACUCUUAAAAAACACGAUCAUACAGGUACGCCUGAAAUUGAACCAAAAACCAAAUUAGAUGUAACCCUUCCGAAAUUUAUUGUCUCGCCAGAUGAAACAACAAUAGAUUUGUUUACUGAAAAAGAAACGAUUACACAGACUAAAAUAUUUCCAACAAUGACUGAUAGCAGUAUAUAUUAUGAAACAACUACUGACGAAGAAACUAAAUUAUUUGUUACUGAAGGCGAAGAGACGGAAUUGUAUUUUACAACAUCUUCUGAUUUCGUAUCCUUAUUGACGACAGAUGAUAUUUUAGAUGACAAAAUAAAAGAUAAAGAUAACAUACUUAAGGAACUUAUAACUGAAAUUAAAAUAUUAGAGAAUCAAGAGCAUGAUAGCUUCGUGAAAAAUUAUGGAUUGCAAAGUACGAAGGAGUUUUUAAUUUAUAAGUCUGAUAGCUUUAUAACUGAAAUGACUUAUAUUUUUUAA